AUGAUUGCUCCCAAAACAAUUUCCAUUAUCGGCGGGCUAGACCUAGAUCUUAUUAUUAUUGCCAAUCGUUUGCCUAAUGGAGGUGAAAGUCUCUUGGCAAAUGAGUACUUGGAAGCUCUAGGAGGAAAAGGUGCAAAUUCUGCCAUUGCGACUUACCGAGCCUGCCACAGGAAGCCUAUGGAUAUGCACGAUCCUCCACAGGUUGGGCAAGUAGACGAGGUAGAUAAUGCCAUUCACGUCGAAGGGAAAAUUGCCGAAACUCGAGAACAAGCCUCACAUAUCGCCACAAGUAACAGCCUCGACGAUGAUGUUGAAAUCAAUGUUAGGAUAGUCGGUGCAGUUGGAGACGAGAAAUACGGUGAAAGACUUUACGUCGAACUCAAGGAAAGCGGUGUUGACGCUUCUGGCAUCAUCACCGUUCCUAAUACCCAAUCUAGCAUCUGUUUUGUGAUAGUUGACAACUACACGCGCGAGAAUAGAUGUCUAUUCACCCUCGGAGCAACCGCCACAUGGAAGAAGAUCAUUUCCUCAAAGUGGAAGAUCUUGCACAUGGUGUACGACCGGACCUCUGCAUUGCUCAAAUGGAGAUACAUAAGGAAGUGGUCGAGCAGAUGA
This is a messenger RNA of Talaromyces atroroseus, 615 nucleotides long. RefSeq lists its product as hypothetical. The record is from RefSeq and is a predicted model, not a curated record. Gene Ontology annotation, molecular function: kinase activity. The transcript has a single exon. The coding region runs from base 1 to 615 and encodes 204 amino acids. Lineage: Eukaryota; Fungi; Ascomycota; Eurotiomycetes; Eurotiales; Trichocomaceae.